Medioppia subpectinata is the source of this 9372-nucleotide messenger RNA. NCBI's taxonomy places the organism in Eukaryota, Metazoa, Arthropoda, Arachnida, Sarcoptiformes, Oppiidae. The record is from the annotation of a GenBank genome assembly.
GUUGAAUCGUUCACAUUAGACGAGGAGCCUAUUGUCGACACAAACGCAUCCAAAUUUUUAUUAUCUGCCGAAACCUCUGACUCCAAACUGGUUGCAGGCAUUCAUUUGGGAGAACCGGCAGAAAUGGACGCCCAGUCGAGAGCAAACUUGGAGGCACUACUCGAAGCCGACAAGCAUUUGAUUGAUGCGGACGUUUUGAGACGUAUCGCCUCGUCGUUGGCUGUGAGUGAUGUCCACUGCGCUCUGGACGAGGCCGCGCAGGCCAUCGCCAAAAUGCGAAUCACCGACUCUCAGCUCACAUCCAUCGCUCCCCUAUCGACUGCCAAUGUGUUGCACAAAUCGGAUCAAAGCCAAGAACUGACAGCUAAUAUGGAGGGCUCGUCCCGUCUGAUGGACGACCGGUCCGAGAGGUGUAGUGUUAACGAAGUGACAGAAGAAGGUGAGAGCUUUCUGUCGUUCGCGUGUUCGUCGGGUCACUACGAAUUGGCCAAACAAUUACUGGUCGCGCGCGCGAACGUCGAGGACAGGGGUCUCAAAGAUACCACACCUCUGAUGGACGCGUCCAAUGCGGGCCAUUUCAAUAUUGUGGAGCUCUUAAUCAAAUACAACGCCGAAGUGAACGCUCAGACAUCGCAAGGGAACACUCCUCUGAUGUUCGCCUGCGCCGGUGGUCACGAAGAAGUGGUGAAACUGUUGCUCAAAAGCGGUGCGAACGUCGAGGACCACAACGAGAACGGACACACGCCUCUCAUGGAGGCGGCGAGUGCUGGUCACGUGAAUGUGGCCACUAUUCUCGUAGAACACGGCGCCAGUAUUAACACACACUCUAACGAGUACAAGGAGUCGGCGCUGACACUGGCCUGUUAUAAGGGACACCUGGAAAUGGUUCGCUUCCUGUUGGAAGCGGGCGCCGAUCAGGAACACAAGACCGAUGAAAUGCAUACCGCACUCAUGGAGGCCUCGAUGGACGGACACGUGGAAGUGGCCCGUCUUCUGCUGGACUCGGGAGCGCAGGUGAAUAUGCCCGCCGACAGCUUCGAGUCGCCGCUAACACUGGCCGCGUGUGGCGGACACGUGGAGUUGGCGAUGCUUUUGCUGGAAAGAGGCGCUAACAUUGAAGAGGUGAAUGACGAGGGAUACACACCGCUGAUGGAAGCGGCCCGCGAGGGACACGAAGAGAUGGUAGCCUUACUUCUAAGUCAAGGCGCAGACAUCAACGCUCAAACCGAAGAAACUCAAGAAACGGCCCUAACGUUGGCCUGUUGUGGCGGCUUUCUAGAUGUGGCCGACUUUCUGAUCAAAGCGGGCGCCGAUAUCGAGGCCGGCGCUAAUACUCCGCUCAUGGAAGCGGCACAAGAGGGACACCUGGAUCUGGUGCGCCAUCUCAUCAAUUGUGGGUCUAAUGUGAACGCGACGACCAGUUCUGGUGACACCGCACUGAUGUACGGCUGUGAGAACGGACACACAGAUGUGGCCGAACUCUUGCUUCAGGCCGGAGCUAACUUAGAGCACGAGGCAGAGGGCGGCCGCACGUCGCUGAUGAAGGCCGCGCGCGCCGGACAUCUCUGUACCGUUCAGUUCCUUCUGAAUAGGGGUUCAAACGUGAACAAAGUGACGACAAACAACGAUCACACGCCCCUAUCGCUCGCCUGCGCCGGCGGACACCUCGCCGUCGUUGAGCUACUGUUAGCCAACGGAUCUGAUCCAACACAUCGUCUUAAGGACAGCUCAACUAUGCUUAUAGAGGCGGCCAAAGGCGGACACACGACUGUUGUCCAACUGUUGAUCGAUUACCCCACGAAUAUGAUGGCCCCCUCACCCCCUCUGAAUGCGUCAGCCGAUGCCGAGACAACGCCACGCAUUCCUCCUCACGGCCUUCAACUCGAGGACACUUCCAGUCGAACGCAUUCUUCCAUUUCUUCACUUCAAUCGAAAUUAAAUUUUCAAAAAUCGAUAUCAAAGAAAAAUAUUUCCAAAGAUAAUAACGCAGUGAAUAUGACGGCAAACAAAGGCACCGAUUCCUCCGAUAGUUAUGUCUCCUUUUCGAAGGGACGCACAGUUAACAAAGUGUUGGAACGAAGUCUCUCUGACAGCGGCGUCUCGUCGACCACACCUCCAAACCCAAGCGUUAUGGAGUCGACGGCCUUCUCAAGUAUUGACGCUCUCAAAGAGGCCGAAAGACUCGAAGCGAGGAUUAAUGAUAUGAUUCGGAGAACUGACGAAUUAGAUCCGGCAAAAGAGGAACAGAUUCGUCAAAAACAACAAAUACUGGAAGAAUUGCAAAGAGUUGAACGCGAAUAUCAGGCCCAUUGGCAGCAACAGCUACUUCAGUGCUAUCAGGCGGGCCUGUCGUGCGGGCCCUCGUUAUCGCAAAUCUCUGCUAACAUACCGGUCGAUAGCACUGGUAUUCCUUCCAACUCUCAAGGAAUGCCCGUCUGUUUGGAAAUGGCCUCUAAUUUACAAAAGCCUAUUAAAUUGGAGACACCGUUUCAAAUGCCUUCUACUAUGAGUCAGUCCACUAAUUUUCAGUCCUCGUCGGCAACACUGGCCGCAGACCUGUCUCUUAACUUGUCUUCAGUGCCGACACAAACAACAUUUACAAACACUAUCAACACAUCGACGAAUACACCCAUAUCUCUAUCAACGCCACCGGCGAACCGUCGCUUCCGGUCCAACAGUAAAAUCAAAAGUAUUUCUUCUAAACAACACACACACCAAACGACUCUCAAUAUUCCAAAGUCUUUGAGUUCUUCGCUCACAUCAGAAGAAGUGGAGAAAAAUAAUCUGAAAAAUACUAUCAAUUCGGAACAUUUGGAUCCCAAUAAUAGCAACCCUUCAGCCGAUGGCCAACAAACGCAGAUAAGUCUUCUACAACAGCAACAAAUGAUUUUAUCAGAAUUGGCACAGAAUUUCAGUACCAGACCUGAAACACUUCAGUUCCUUCAGGCGGCCGCCUCUAACAUGAAGAUCGACCCAUCGAUUCCAUUCUUAUUGCCGCGACUUUUUAACCCUAACGUCUCGUUAAGUCAGACGUCUGUCAUUCAAUCACAUCAAAGCCAACCGAACACACAGUCGACACCGCAGACCACCAGUCAAUCGAUUCAAACCAACGUCUCGACCAUGACUUCAAUUCAUGACAACAUUAAGAAGACUUUGCAGAUAACGACUAAAGUUAAUAAACUGAAUAAAUCGGCCAAAGUUGACAACACUUCGGUCUCGUCUACAACUCCGGCGCCAACACCGGCGCCCACUCAACACCCGACGCCUUCCACUGGUUCUCUUCUCAUGAAUCAGACGACACAAACACAGUCGACAUCUCUUCUGCAAACACUGUCGAGCGAACAGUUGAUGUUAUUGAAGACCCAGUUCGCAGCCGCCGCCUCCACCGCCACUCAAACAGACCCUCUUCUCUGCCAGUUAUCUACAUCUUCUACCACUGCUCCGACUCUUGUCAAUCAAGCGGUAUAUUCUGGUUCGACAACGAGUGGCAUAUACUCGAUGGGAGCGCCAGCUUUUCCCGUUUCGUUGACAUUGUCUCCGGUCUCUGUCGCUCCUUCUUCGACAACUACUGCCUCGAGUCGGACGUCAAUUAUAUCGACAACAAUCCCAUAUCCGACCGAUGGUGUGGACGGCAACACACAAACAGUGAUUACAAAUGCAAACACGACUGACAUUACUUCAAUGAACACAAAUACGUCUUCACUCGACACUCAUAUCCCUUAUGCUCUGACGAAUACAAUCAGCUCUCUGUCUGGAAAUGGGAACUCAAAUGACUUGGAUUUGAAGCUCAAAUCUAGUAAACCAGAAGUGUUGCUUCAGAACACAAUUCAGAGCACAACUACGACAACGCCAGCGAACAUAAGGAUACCGUCGCCUCCGCCGUGGUUUCCACCCGUAGACUUAGAUUGUCAAACAGAUAGCAAUCACGACACCGCUCUCACACUGGCCUGUGCUGGAGGUCACGAAGAGUUGGUGUCACUGUUGCUGAACAGAGGGGCAGAGAUGGAACACAGAGACAAGAAGGGAUUCACGCCACUCAUGUUGGCCGCCACUGCCGGACACCUGAAUGUUGUCGAGAUUAUGUUAAACAAUGGCGCGGAUAUGGAGGCCCAGUCCGAGAGGACCAAAGACACGGCACUAUCGCUCGCCUGUUCCAGCGGUCGCUUCGAAGUGGUGGAGAUACUGCUCUCUCGCGGCUCCAACAAAGAGCACCGCAACGUUUCGGACUACACGCCGCUAAGUCUGGCCGCGUCGGGCGGUUACGUGAAUAUCAUAAAGUUGUUGUUGAGUCAUGGUGCUGAAAUCAAUUCGCGCACCGGUUCUAAACUGGGAAUUUCGCCCCUAAUGUUGGCCGCUAUGAACGGACACGCGGCCACUGUUAAGCUCCUGCUCGAUAUGGGCAGCGAUAUUAACGCUCAAAUCGAGACCAACCGUAACACUGCCCUAACUCUGGCCUGUUUUCAGGGAAGGUGUGAAGUGGUGGGUCUCCUGUUGGACAGGAGGGCCAAUGUUGAACACAGAGCCAAAACGGGUUUAACGCCAUUAAUGGAAGCCGCGUCCGGGGGUUAUGUUGAAGUGGGACGCGUCCUAUUAGACAAAGGCGCUGAUGUGAAUGCAACGCCUGUCCCCUCGUCGAGGGACACGGCAUUAACCAUAGCCUCAGACAAAGGACACUAUCGUUUUGUUGAACUACUUCUGACCAGAGGUGCAAUCGUCGACGUGAAGAACAAAAAAGGCAAUUCUCCCCUUUGGUUGGCCUGCAAUGGCGGACAUCUGGAUGUCGUACAGCUUCUCGUGAACGCCGGUUGUGAUAUUGACAGUCAAGACAACCGCAAAGUGUCGUGUCUUAUGUCGGCCUUCCGUAAGGGACACGUGAAAGUUGUCAAAUGGAUGGUUAAACACGUGAACCAAUUCCCGGCCGAUCAGGAAAUCACGCGUUUUAUUGCAUUGAUUAACGACAAGGAGUUGUUGAAGAAGACGAACCAAUGCGCGGAAAUACUGCGUCAGGCGAAGGAAAGACAGGCGGCGGAGGCCAACAAGAAUGCGAGCAUUCUUUUAGAAGAGAUUGAUUUGGAGAGGACUCGCGAAGAGCACCGCAAAGCGGCCGCCGCUCGACGUCGCGAACGGAAGCGCAUUAAGAAGAAAGAGAAACAAGAGUUGUUGAAAGUGCCCACAAAGGGAUCCAAUGACGACAAAAGCAAACUGAAGGACGACUACGACGAUGACGAUGACGACGACUCUAAUGAUGAGGACGACGACGACGACGAUGUGGUCGUUGAAGUGAUUCCACCGCCACUUCCAGUUGUGGCGCCCAAAGAGGUGUCCAAAGAGGUGAAACAGAAACCCAACCAAACGACGAAAGUAACGGUUGAAGAGAAGUGCAAACCUUCGCCAAAAGAGACUGAAAGGCAGAGGAAAGCAUCCAAUAAUUCUAAUCUAACGAAUCACGUGAAUGCAAACACAACAACAAAGAAGUCGACACAACAACCCAUGAAUACAACGAAUGCAAAGAACAAGAAGACUAACGAUUCCAUCCCAAGUGAUAGCGAUUCUACUCAAGAAAAACUUGUUUUGAGAUCAAAUUCAAGCAAUAUAUCCAAUGUUUCUAAGAAUUCAUCGGUUUCUCAGAAGAAUGUUCAGAAGAGUGUUAGCGAUCAUUCAUCUCAUAGACAUUCGACUGAUAUAUUCAGCGAAUUGACAGUUGAGAUGAAUACAAAUGUUUCGAGUUCUGCAUCCAAUCGAAGUCCAAACUAUUCGGCCUCUAAAGGAGGCGCCACUAGUGCUCAGCCGUCGAACGCCAACCAAACAAAGAAGGGUCAGAAGCGAGAGGAAGGCUGGAAAGAAGUGGUGAGAAAGUCAAAGAAAGUUGUCGUUCCCUCGAAUGCCAUCAGUCGAGUGAUAGGACGCGGAGGUUGUAAUAUAAACGCGAUUCGGGAGGUGUCGGGCGCUCACAUCGAAGUGGAGAAACAGAAGGGCCAGGGAGACAGGAUGGUCAUCAUUAAGGGCUCGGCCGACGCCACGAGACACGCCCAGCAACUGAUCGCCGCCCUCUCCAAAGAGACUGAGAAGGAUUUGUCCGAAAUUAUUAAGUCUAUGGGUUUGAAUCGACCCACAAGUGUCAGCAGCGAUGAGAUUAUCUCAACCCGUAAUCACAGCAAAAACCAGAGCACAGCAGUCAUCGGUUCGACAGCACGUCAACAGUCGACUACAGUCUCCAAUGUAUUGAAAUCUUCAUCCAUGGGCUCUGUUUGCACCACCAGUUUGUCCUCAAACAUGACUACUUUUACGAAUCGGUCGUCAAUGUUGGUCAGAACAUCCGCUCCCAUCACACAGUCGUCUCCAUUUGUGAACGCAUGGAAUACCAGAAAUACCGGUUCCACUCGAAUGCCUUCUACGACCUCUUUGCCGGUGUCCACGACUCAGCACUUGACAUCACAACCCGUGACCACCAAAUCGACCGUUUCGUACACAAUGGCAGUGGCGGCCAAAGGCAAGAACACGAAGACCACAUCCAUUUCGAAUAUUAUUACCGCCAUUCCUAAGGUUAUAUCGAGCGCUGAAGUGAAACACGAAACUCAAAUGAAGCCCACAUCCACUCCCCAAAUGACAAACCAAUUGCGUCCAACCGGUGCUCCGCAGGGCGUUCAGCCGUUUAGCCACCAAAUGUUUACCGGCGCUCGCGUUCCCGUUCCCAACAACUCUAAUGGCGUCAAGAAUACAUCAUAUUUGCCGACAACCAAACAGCCAUUCAAUAGCCUUCAAACCGUAACGACAGCGCAAUCGCCAACAAAGACCACCACUUCUGUCGCCGCAGAGGACGAUAAGCCUCCGUCGGCCACGACUCCCGAAUACACGCCGUUUAAUAACCUGUUCAGUAAAGUGGCGCAAUCGAGUGUAUGGGGACAGUCCAAAGACAAUAAACCAAACUUCGCCAGUGUUGCCGCCUCUGGUCUUACUUCCAUCGCUUCCAACCAAAACCAAUCCAACAGUUUGUCGACAUUAGGUCUGCAAAUCCAACAGAAUUCACAGAAAGAGUUAUCGAUAGACGCGAGCAAAGCUCCGGGUUAUAGAGGAAACCUUCACAUAUCGCCCAGCAAUGUGUCGCUAUCGUCGACCCCCUCGUCCUCGUCGGGCAAUUCUAAUUUGGGUCCCAUUGGCAGCGGUCACGCCAGAAGCGCGCCCUGCACUCCACCGCUCAUCUCCAACACCGGUCCGCUCACACCGUCGAGCGUUUCCAAAAUGAUGACAACCCCUCCCCUCUCGGGAACCCCCACUCCUCCUCCGCCACAGAACACACACAUCCAGAACAGCCGUUCGAUGACUGAUCCACAGAAUCAGAUGUUUUCGAUGACAAAUGAGUCGAAUUUGUCUCCAAUAAGUGCGCAAUCGCCAACAAAGACCACCACUUCUGUCGCCGCAGAGGACGAUAAGCCUCCGUCGGCCACAACUCCCGAAUACACGCCGUUUAACAACCUGUUCAGUAAAGUGGCGCAAUCGAGUGUAUGGGGACAGUCCAAAGACAACAAACCAAACUUCGCCAGUGUUGCCGCCUCUGGUCUCACUUCCAUCGCUUCCAACCAAAACCAAUCCAACAGUUUGUCGACAGCAUUAGGUCUGCAAAUCCAACAGAAUUCACAGAAAGAGUUAUCGAUAGACGCGAGCAAAGCUCCGGGUUAUAGAGGAAACCUUCACAUAUCGCCCAGCAAUGUGUCGCUAUCGUCGACGCCCUCGUCCUCGUCGGGCAAUUCUAAUUUGGGUCCCAUCGGCAGCGGUCACGCCAGAAGCGCGCCCUGCACUCCACCGCUCAUCUCCAACACCGGUCCGCUCACACCGUCGAGCGUUUCCAAAAUGAUGACAACCCCUCCCCUGUCGGGAACCCCCACUCCUCCUCCGCCACAGAACACACACAUCCAGAACAGCCGUUCGAUGACUGAUCCACAGAAUCAGAUGUUUUCGAUGACAAAUGAGUCGAAUUUGUCUCCAAUAAGUGGUAAUCCCUCUCCAAGUCAUCAGUUGAACGUAAACUCAGUUAGCACUGCCUCGUCGGUGACAUCGUAUCAACCGCUCCUUCAGUCAACACAACUCAAUCCCAAUCUACAGUCUAAUGUCUCAAAUGCUAUCAAAUCUCAGAGUUAUAACAUGUCAUCGACAAUGAAUGUGCCGCAGAGGCACACAUACGUGACAAACACGACAUACACCCAGAAUACUCCGCUCCCGUCUGUAGGCACUGUCCACACAAUGCAAAUGAGUAACGAACAGAACCAACCGGUGUUUGGGCUUCAGAACACCAAUAAUGCCAUCCAAAGUAACCUCAACCCAAACGCACCGGACUUCUCCACUCGGGUAUCAAUUAUGCAAUCGUCUCAUCAGAUGAAUGGGCCGUCACUUACGCCUCAAAAGCGCAUUUCGAGAGACAAUUCUGGGACAAACUCGUCGCCAAACGCAGCCAUUGUUCUUCAGGAUCAGAUGAGGGCCGCCUUUUUGGCCGCCUCUGCGAACCUUCAGUUGCAGACAUUGCAGAAACAACAGGCCGUACGCAUGCAAAUCGCGGCCAACCAUAACAGCCAUUUGGCCGCCAAUGACUUCGGAACCAACACUCCGCCGCCCUCUCCAGAAACACUACGCCUAUUGCAUACGGCUAUCAAUAGCUUACCGAAUGCCCCGAAUCCGGCCCAUGGAAUGCAACACUUCGGUGUAAUGCAGGCCAACAAUUAUUUACCACAACAACAACAGCAACAGUCGAGACUCUCGCAGACGUCAAUCAAUGCGAUGGCCGUUCAGAAAGAGAUGGAGUCAAACACCGACUAUGAGGAGCGCCGACAACUGCCCCGUCCUAUCGGCACCGAAAGGGCUCAACGAAAAAAUCCAAACCCAAAUGUUUACUCCCAAAUGAAUUCAUUGUCUAACAUGAAUGCCAAUGACUCGUUGUGGCCGUUCGGGUGCGAAGUGAUGCCCAAUGAUAUGAAUGAGUGGAUGCAAUCGCAGCAACAGUUGAACCCAAACAUCCAUUCGUCGAAUCUAAUGACCGAUAAUUCAAUGUCUGCUAUCAGUCAGAAUCGGUUCAAUUCCGACGACGUUUCGCAUUUCGAUUCGACAUUUCCGAUGAAUGUUGGCUCUCAUGCGAGUAAUUCACUCAACUAUUCGGCGUCCGGUUUGCCGGUAAUGGGAAUGAAUGGAGUGCCACAACACCUGUCCUCUGCUCACUAUCAGUCGAUGUUAAGCAACCCCGCGAUGAAUGUGACUCAAGACACCGAUUAUUGGAACUCGAAAAUAGGGUCGUUAUCUUCGGUGGCAAUGGAUAACAAUGUGUCUCAGAAUGCGGCGAAUGGCGAUCAGAAAAUGAACUGGAAUCACUGGAACCAUCAGACGUGA